AUGGCCAAGAUCCAGCCCCGGCCUCUGCCUGCAGCAGCCGCAUCACCUCCCUCCUGCUCUCCCUCGGGGGAUGAGGAGCGGCGGAACCUCCAGAAGCAGGCCGUGUACAUGGUGUGGAUGAAGUCGCUGGUGUUCAACGGCAACGGCUGCACCGUGUACGGCGCCGACGGCGGCGUGGCCUUCCGCGUCGACAACUACGGCUGCCGCGGCGGCCGUGAGGUGUUCCUCAUGGACUGCGCCGGCAGGACGCUCGUCGGGAUCCGGAGAAGGAGCUGCUUCGGGAUGUUCAGGCGAUGGGAGGCCUGCCGGUACUCCGAAUCCGAGUCCGACGGAGGCGAGGAGACGAGGACGGCGUGGUUCGCGGUGCGCAAGGCUCCGGGCGGCGGAGCUGCCGUGACGAUGCAUGGCAGCGGGAGGACUUACGCGAUCGUCGGCGGGUGCUCGCGCAAGCCGGACUACAGGAUCAUCGGCGGCGCCGACGGUGCGGCCGUGGCGGCGGUCGCGCGGAAACAGACGCCGGCCGGGGUGGUUCUUGGAGACGACGUCCUGACGCUGACGGUGGCGCCGGGGAUGGACCAUCUCCUCGUCCUGGGCUUGGUCGUCGUCUGUGGCCUCAUGAACCGUUGCUUGUGA
This is a messenger RNA of Miscanthus lutarioriparius, 633 nucleotides long. NCBI's taxonomy places the organism in Eukaryota, Viridiplantae, Streptophyta, Magnoliopsida, Poales, Poaceae. The record is from the annotation of a GenBank genome assembly.